Artibeus jamaicensis (Jamaican fruit-eating bat) is the source of this 3397-nucleotide messenger RNA. It is a transcript of the gene PTGER2, whose product is annotated as prostaglandin E receptor 2. Gene Ontology annotation, cellular component: plasma membrane. NCBI's taxonomy places the organism in Eukaryota, Metazoa, Chordata, Mammalia, Chiroptera, Phyllostomidae. Gene Ontology annotation, biological process: adenylate cyclase-activating G protein-coupled receptor signaling pathway; positive regulation of cytosolic calcium ion concentration; cellular response to prostaglandin E stimulus. The transcript is spliced from 2 exons. The coding region runs from base 837 to 1898 and encodes 353 amino acids. Gene Ontology annotation, molecular function: prostaglandin E receptor activity. The record is from RefSeq and is a predicted model, not a curated record.
AAAGCAAUAGUGCAACAGGCAGCUCAGGGGCACGCAUGGUUUGGUUGAUUGGAUGGACAUGCUGGCUUCCCACUUCCUCCCAGCGUGGGUCCCGCCCUCUUAGUGUGUCUUCCUGAGAAUGUUAAAAGAAGAAGAAGAUAAAGAGCAUAUUGGUCUUACUGCAAGAUGUCUUUGGUGUCUGUUACUCUCUUCUUUUUUAACAUCUCACGGGACUGGGUUUUCCUAACUUCUCUCUUUUUUGGUAAUUAGUUUUGCUUUCCCCGUUGCUGCCCUCCAUCCCUCUGCAAAGGGCAAACGCUUCCUAGAGGAGGCCAGACGACUGGGCGGCUUCAAGCAUCCAGACUCCAGGGAGCGGAGCAAGAAACACCGCUCCGGCUGGACGCAAGCAGCUCCCAGACGCCUGCGGCCAGCAAACCUCUUGCCCAGCGGUGCUCCCGGCCAGUACCCGGACCCUCUCCCUUCCCACUCCCGGCUGGCGCCCGUGGGGCUAGCACAGUGCCCCGGGACAUCUCGUGGGCGCCUGUCCCCGGACACCUGUGACACUGAGCUCAGCACGCGCGGCGCGGAGGAGAAGGCAGCAGCCUCCUAGGCACCCGGCGGGCGCAGGUCGGAGGAGCCUCGAGCGCUGGCCGGAUGCUGCAGCGGAGCUGCCCCUCCGGCAGCUGUGGGAGACCUGGGUCGAGCCAGCCCUCGGGAGCGCCGGGGGGCCGGAAGGGGGUUCUGGAUUUCGAUCCCUCCCCUUUUCUCUCCGGGUCCCGGAGCGCUCCGGCUGUCAGACCCUCCUGCCAGGUAGAAGCCGAGAGAGGAGGACACAUCCUUGCUCCUGGCACCCCACCAUGGACAAUACCUCCAAUGACUCCCGCUUCGAGGACUGCGAGACUCGAAAGUGGCUCCCUUCGGGCGAAAGCCCAGCCAUCAGCUCCGUGAUGUUCUCGGCCGGGGUACUGGGGAACCUCAUAGCGCUGGCGCUGCUGGCGCGCCGCUGGCUGGGGGAUGCGGGGCGCAGCGCCUGCCGCGGGAACUCCAUCUCCUUGUUCCACGUGCUGGUGACCGAGCUGGUGUUCACCGACCUGCUCGGGACCUGCCUCAUCAGCCCCGUGGUUCUGGCUUCGUAUGCACGGAACCAGACCCUGGUGGCACUGGCGCCAGAGAGCCGUGCGUGCACCUACUUCGCCUUUGCCAUGACCUUCUUCAGCUUGGCCACGAUGCUCAUGCUCUUUGCCAUGGCCCUGGAGCGCUACCUAGCCAUCGGGCAUCCCUACUUCUACGAGCGCCACGUCAAGCGCCGCAGCGGCCUGGCGGUGCUGCCGGCCAUCUACGUAGUCUCCCUGCUCUUUUGCUCUCUGCCGCUGCUGGCCUCCGAGCAGUACGUCCAGUAUUGCCCUGGGACGUGGUGCUUCCUCAAGCACGGGAGCACCACGUACCUGCAGCUGUACGCCACCCUGCUGCUGCUCCUCAUCCUGGCGGUGCUCGCUUGCAACUUCAGCGUCAUCGUCAACCUCACCCGCAUGUACCGCCGGAGCAGGAGAAGCCGCUGUGGACCCUCCGUGGGCAGCCGGGGAGGCCCUGGGACCCGCAGGAGAGGGGAAAGGGUGUCCAUGGCGGAGGAGACAGACCACCUUAUUCUCCUUGCUAUUAUGACCAUCACCUUCGCCGUCUGUUCCUUGCCUUUCACAAUUUUUGCAUAUAUGAAUGAAAUCUCUUCCCGAAAAGAAAAGUGGGACCUCCAAGCACUUAGAUUUUUAUCAAUUAACUCGAUAAUCGACCCUUGGGUCUUUGCCAUCCUGAGGCCCUCUGUUCUGAGACUAAUGCGUUCAGUCCUCUGUUGUCGGAUUUCACUAAGAGCACAAGAUGCAACAGAAACUUCCUGUUCCACACGGUCAAAUGCCAGUAAAUAGACUGACCUUUGUGGACAAUAGCUAAGAACUGCUUAGUUAGCUAGCAUCUGGAAGAUCAUUUUGAAAGGCUUCCUUGGAGAAAUGAAAAAAAUUAGUUUGUAAACAAACUGAAGCUACCCUAAUAAAACAGUAAGUAAACCAACAUUUUAGCAGUGGUUUCGGCUGCAGAUGUGCUGACAAGGAGGCACUUCCUGGAAGGUGUCAGAAGGAGACAUAAAAGCUGCCCCUGGAGCUUGUUACUCCGGCUUUAGAGGAACCAAUGGCAUUAAAGACCCGGUUGCCUUUUGAUUUAAGCUUUCCUGCUGAAUGAGAAAGCAUGUGGUUUUGUAAUUUGUUUAAAACCUGAAAUAGUUACUGUGUGUUUUCUAUAUUAAUCUUUUGUGUUACUGAUGUUAUAAACACACAGUGUACAGUCAGACCAGAUAAAACCUUCAUAUGUAUUCUCUAGGAAGUCAAGAUGUUGAAGCAACCAAGCCUCGUGUUUCGUGAUUGCUUAACAGACCCUUCCUUUGGCCAGUAGGCUUGAAGUUCGCAGGCACUCUGUACUGCAAUGUUUGCAUGUAUUACUCAUAGAGGGGUAGUGACUACAGUGUUACUCAUAGAGGGGUAGGCUCAGCUUUUUCACUGGUCCUCUGGAAGCUGUGUGUCAAAGUGUCAGAUUAUUUAUUUUAUAAUGCCUGUUAUGCUAAUACUAAUCGAGAAAACUUUUCAUAAUUUUCCUCUCAACAAGAAAUAAUAGACUAUUAAGAGAGUUAAUUCUGAUUAAUACUCUUCAUUCUGUUUCCAGUGGAGGGUAUAUGUGGCUAUGUCUGAAGCCAUGUUAAAAACUGAAAGGACAUGGUUAAUUCUUCAGAUACACUGGAACCACUUUAAUGCUGAUGUUGAGGCCAUAACUAACAUCUACUUUAUAAGAGGAUUGUGUUGUAGCAAAACUCAUCUGCCUAUAUUUUUAUCCAGGAAACACGGGUUGACUAAUACUAUAUAGAAAAUCAUGUAACAAUGAAUCAUAUCUUUAUAUAUUUCUAAAUCUAAAUGCUCGACAUGGUGUAAACUCAGCAUCAAAAUAUUUCAGUGAGUUUGCACUGUGUAAUCUUAGUUACUAUGUAAGCUCAUCUGAAAUGUCACAAAAAUAAACUAUGAAACAAAACUUUGAAAAUGGAAUAGUACCUAAUGAAUUCUCCCAAAUAACACUUUAUAGUUAGUGUAGAUAUAAUGUUUUUCCAAUAAAAUAUAAGUAGAAAAAAUUAACUUCGCAAGUUUUUAAAGUAUGGUUGCAUAGCAAAUUAGAGUGUAAAGUACUUGGUACUACAGGAUUCUUCCUAACGUGAUCUUUAAAACAGUAGAACCAUCUUAUUUUUUUUUCAGUGAGUGUUAUUACAGGAUAGCCAUUAUAAAAACAAAACAAAACAAAACAAAACAAAAACAAAAAGGGAUGUUUGUUUUUUCCAGUCUCAUCGAGUUGCUUACGUAAAACCAUUUCUUAUAAGUAGUUAUCAAAC